This is a messenger RNA of Priapulus caudatus, 3092 nucleotides long. RefSeq names its product SH3 domain-binding protein 5-like. The transcript has 8 exons. Gene Ontology annotation, molecular function: protein kinase inhibitor activity. The record is from RefSeq and is a predicted model, not a curated record. Gene Ontology annotation, cellular component: cytoplasm. The coding region runs from base 174 to 1580 and encodes 468 amino acids. Lineage: Eukaryota; Metazoa; Priapulida; Priapulimorpha; Priapulimorphida; Priapulidae. Gene Ontology annotation, biological process: intracellular signal transduction; negative regulation of protein tyrosine kinase activity.
UGUUGUGGUUCGUAAUGGCUGACUGGUUUGUUGGCUGGCGCCUUUGCUAGGGUUGGUCAAGUGUGAACAGUUUCGAGGAAUUUCAGGUUACGCGGUCAAAAGUUCCAUGGUGGCAUGUCUCAGCAGCACUCUUACAAGUAUGGACGGUAGUUACACAUGCAGAAUUCAUUGACAUGGCUGCUGUUGAAAAUGAACUGGACAAAAUCGACCCACGAAUUCAGGGUGAGCUAGAACGACUCAAUUCAGCCACAACCGAGAUCAAUAGACUUGAGAAGGAAGUGGAUGCAGCGAAUUCUGUCUUCAGAACCACCUUGUCCGAGUCCAGCCAGCAGUUGAAACAGCUAGCGAAGAAACUGGGCAAGAGUGUGGAGAAAGCUCGACCCUACUACGAAGCCAGAGAUGUCGCCUUCAAGGCUCACCGGGAGGCGCAGAAGGCGGCGAUACAGUUCCAGCGAGCGAACAGCGAACACCAGGCGGCGAAAGAAACGAUCUACCUCGCAGAACAACGUCUGCUGAACAUGAACGACAAGCGAGUGUUCGACUCCGCAUGGCAGGAGAUGAUCAACCACGCUACGAUGAAGCUAAACGAGGCGGAGUCGGCAAAGCUGAAGAACGAAAGCGAUCAUCAGGAGAAAUCCGCACAGUUCGUGACGGCCGAGCAGCGCCUCUACAAGCUAGAGAAGGAGCUACGCAGUGCCAUCAACAAAUCCAGGAAUUACUUCGAGCGGAAAGACAAGUUUCAAGCAUUUCUGCAAGAUAAGAAGCGAAGCAUAGAGGGGCUACAGCGAACAGUGCAGACGACGAAGAGACAAUAUGCAGACGCGCUUAAUAACCUUGAACAGAUCUCGGAAGAGAUACACAGUCAGCGUCUGCAGGACAAACAGAGGGAGCCAGGGGUAGGAGCAGAGGAAGCCAAAGACAGGACGUCUCCUGUUCCCGAUCUCGAUAACCUGCGAGCAAAAGCUAGUCUCAUGGAAGGGUCGACAGCAUCGCUACCGGAUGCAGAGUUAGACGACAUAACUGUGUCGAGUCUGCGCACGGACGCCAGUGACCGCGGCGCCCUCUCCGACUGCGAUCUAUCGGACGACGAAGCCGACCUCCGUCCGACUUCCGAGCGAGAAGGUGGCGCCACCGUCCCGCGAUCGUCGUGCGCGCGGGUGGACGCGACAACUUGCUGUGAUAGCGGUGUCGGCACGGACGCAGAGGGGGCGCCGCCGCCCGCCGAGACAAACACGCUACCGCGAUGUCGCUCAGCGACGGCGAUGAGCGGCGCGACGGCGGCGGCGGCGGUCGCUCGGACGAACACCGGCGAGACACGGGCGCGCCGGGUCACCGUCGGCGCCGCGGCGGCGCCACCUGUUUCGCGUGGCGCGAGGGAACAGAUGCUGGCGAGCCUGCCGCUAUUGGCCGGACUCAGCGAGCAGCUGAGCCGUGAUUGGCCAAUGGUGAGGAGGUGGAGCGGGGAUGAUGACAGCGGCGAGGCGAGGGGAUUCGGCGUGAGGAGACAGCCGAGCGGCGCGUCGCUGAAGACGCAGAACCGUCGCCAUGCCAACAAGCAACAACAGCAGCAGCAACAAUAGCAACAAUAAAACGUAGCCAGGGAUGCAGCGAACACGAAUCAGGGUCAGAGAAGUGUAGUACCAGCAGCAGCUAGCUGUACAGAGUGUUGCUGGUACUACUGCUGCCGCUGCUGCUAGGUCAUUCCCUACCGCCAACCAACCAGUACCCGUGCAAUCACGAAGCCACAACAGCGAAAUCCGACGCCGAUGAUUAUGUGCAAUCGUUAAAUAGCAAAGUUGAACAUCUCAAUAUUGUGGAAAUUGGCAUGCGAUUACAAGUGCAUUUACAAGAGAAUAGCCAAGUAAGGUUAAUUGGUAAUGCCCAGAAUCAUUUCACGAUUACUCAAGGUGUGAUAAAGACGGUGGUAUCAUCUGCCUUGACAAGUCAAACUAAAUUUAUUACGGCCCCAAUCAGUCGAUAGUUUUGGGUGAGCAGUGUUUGCCUUUGCUGACAAUGGAGUUCUGCUAGUGUUGGCUGUCAAAUACCGCGUUAAGAACGGCUAAAUGCGACUCCAACUGAUAAAUAGCAUUACUUCUUUAAAAUCAAAUUUGGCAGCAGGUAGACACGUGAUUUGAUUCGACCAAUAGGGGCUCACUGUCCGCCAUUAAUCAUUAAGCGCUGUCCUGCGCGCGCGCGCGCGUCUAUUCAUCCGAAAAUAGAAGUAGAGAAUAAAUCGUUCUGUUCCAUUUCCUCCUCGUCUUUCCAGUGCGUAUCGUUGUGAGAGUCAUGUUACCUGUUAUAUAUAUCGAUCACAGCGUGGUGCUUUGUUUCAGUAGGGACCUUAGUGAAGAUGCGUUUUAGUGCUCAUCGAAAGUUUUCUCAUUUUGUAACGGAACGCGACUCAAUGCGUUGCCUUGAGUAAGAAAUGCAGCGUCACUCACAUGUAUCUACUACACUCUGUCGUCCGUAGUCAGAAACAAAAUUAGUCUAAAAAAUUUAGUCUUUACAUGAACUUUUUCUUGUAUUGGAUCUCUGUAUAGAGACAAUCGUAGCUUUACCGUGUUUAUGUGACGAUCUGCGAGAAAGUUAAAUGUUAAUACUAAUGUUACAAUCAUUUUGUUUGACAACGGGUGCCCCUAGUAGUUGAUACAUUCGUGAUGACAUGUGUUGACAGAUGGACAUUCGUGAUGACAUGUGUUGACAGAUGGACAUUCGUGAUGACAUGUAGGUUGACUAGUGGACAGCGUGAUGGUACAGUGUUGCAGGAUGGACUUUUCGUGUGAUAGACAGAUUGUGCUAAUGAGUGUUGACACACGCAUCUUGUCGUCCACCCUGCUUCUAUAUCACCCGCCCGCUGAGUGGUCUAGUGGGCCUUCGUGCUUCUAAUUCGUUCGAUGUGACAUAUCGUUAAGGUGCAGGAUUGUAUAGUAUUAGCUUUACGUUGUUUAAGUUAUGGUAUUGAGAGGAAGUGGUGAGUGAGUGGAUGAGUGGCGUGCGGUUGGUGGUGAGUGGUGACGAGUUGUGGGUGAGCGAAUGUGCGUGAAUAAGGAAGAGAGAAGAACAAAAUAGAAAUAAAGAGAGAGAAAGAACAA